Molecule: messenger RNA, 979 nt
Organism: Elaeis guineensis (African oil palm)
Lineage: Eukaryota; Viridiplantae; Streptophyta; Magnoliopsida; Arecales; Arecaceae
Source: RefSeq, a predicted model, not a curated record
UAGGCAAAGGAAGCUCGGUGGAAGUGAUGGCCGCUAAAUAGAACUAAUUCUAGAUUUCCAUUCCAAAUUAUAAAUUAUUUAUUGAUUUUUGUGUAUAUAUCUGACCAUGUAUAUAUAUAGGAAGCCAUGCGUUACGAGAUCAUGGCGGCGGUGGGAGCUCCAUUGCAUGGCCCAGCCAAUAUUAUGGCCUCCUUCCCAUCCCAACCUGGCCAAGGGGGCGGCUCCUCUGAUGAUCUCGAAUCCGACCAGCCGGCGGCAUUCGAUCUCUCCGACUACAUCUUGCUGGAUGAAGCUUCGUUCGGGCAACCAGCUGAAAGCGGAGCUCCUCCAAUGGUAGACGUUGGCCAGACCAGUGAAAGCAACUUAGCUGCUAGUGGUAGUAGUCGUACUAGCAGGGGUGGAGUAGAAAGACCGAGGACGGCCGAAGGGUCCAGGAUCGCAUUCAGGACGAAGUCGGAGGUGGAAAUCCUGGACGACGGAUUCAAGUGGAGGAAGUACGGAAAGAAGUCUGUGAAGAAUAGCCCCAAUCCAAGGAACUACUAUCGUUGCUCAACCGAGGGUUGCUCAGUGAAGAAGAGGGUAGAAAGAGACAAGGAAGACCCAAGCUAUGUGAUAACCACCUACGAGGGGGCCCAUAACCACAUGAGCCCCGGUGUUGUUUACUACACGACCCAAGACAGCACCUCUGGUCGGUUUUAUGUGGCCGGCUGCGAACUGCCUCCAGGUUCAUCAUGAAACCUGACUGCAAUCGCUCCACAUCCCCGAGUGCUCCAUCUGGACACAAAUAGCCACUGGUGAAGUACAAAUUAACUUCGAUCUUUCUGGAGUUUGCUUGAAAAGAAAUGGUUACUCCUUUUUUUCGGCACUUGGCUAUGUUUCCGUGUGCAUCAGCUUCUAGUAUUGUGCAUAUAAUCUUCGCUUUUUGUGAAUGUUUAGCCUCCUUGUCUUGGCGAAUGAAUCCUUUUCUUGCGUCGAUUUA